Molecule: messenger RNA, 2429 nt
Organism: Calliphora vicina (urban bluebottle blowfly)
Lineage: Eukaryota; Metazoa; Arthropoda; Insecta; Diptera; Calliphoridae
Gene: Mccc1
Product: Methylcrotonoyl-CoA carboxylase 1
Exons: 4
Coding region: 106-2217 (703 amino acids)
Cellular component (GO): mitochondrion
Molecular function (GO): methylcrotonoyl-CoA carboxylase activity; metal ion binding; ATP binding
Source: RefSeq, a predicted model, not a curated record
UAUAUUCAGUGUGUGUGUGUGCAAGUUUCGCAGGUGUGCAAUCAAAGAAUUAUAAUUUUUUUUAUUUCAAUUUUAGAAUUUGUUUAGAAUUAAGUGUUUAUUAAAAUGUUGUCACUAUUAUUACGAAAUAUAAGAUCUUAUGCUACACACGCAACUAAAACUGCUCCCGUGGUACGGCCCAUCAAUAAGAUUUUAAUAGCAAAUCGUGGUGAAAUUGCCUGUCGUGUCAUUAAAACUGCCCGCAAAUUGGGUGUACGCACUGUUGCUGUUUACUCCGAUCCCGAUGAGAAAUCUUUGCACACCCAAUAUGCCGAUGAGGCCUAUCGUGUGGGUGAGGCUGCCACAGCUUCUUCCUACUUAAGGGCUGAUCGUAUUAUAGAAAUUGCCAAGAAAUCUGGCUGUCAAGCUAUUCAUCCCGGUUAUGGUUUCCUUUCCGAAUCGGUGGAAUUCGCCGAGCUGUGUCAAAAGGAGGGAGUAGUGUUUAUGGGUCCACCCAGUUCGGCCAUCCGUGAUAUGGGCAUUAAGAGUACUAGUAAACAUAUUAUGGAUGCCGCUGGUGUGCCCAUUAUCAAUGGCUAUCAUGGUGAAGAUCAAUCGGAUGAUCGUUUACAGGCCGAAGCGAAAAAGAUCGGUUUUCCCUUGAUGAUUAAGGCUGUAAGAGGUGGCGGUGGUAAGGGUAUGCGUGUUGCUGAUACGGCUGAGGAUUUUAUGACCGCUUUAAAUUCGGCUCGUAAUGAAUCGCAAAAGUCGUUUGGUGAUAGUUCUGUGUUGUUGGAACGUUAUGUUAGAUCACCACGUCACGUGGAGGUACAAGUAUUUGCUGAUCAGUACGGUGAUGCGGUUUAUUUGUGGGAAAGAGAUUGUUCAGUGCAGAGACGUCAUCAGAAGAUUAUUGAGGAGGCGCCAGCACCCGGUUUAUCUGAAGAACUAAGACGCGAGCUGGGCGAAGCUGCUGUACGUGCCGCCAAGGCUGUCGGCUAUGUGGGAGCUGGUACCGUUGAAUUCAUUAUGGACAAAGAGGAUCUUAGUUUCCAUUUCAUGGAAAUGAAUACUCGUUUGCAAGUAGAGCAUCCCAUUUCGGAAAUGAUCACUGGCACCGAUUUGGUCGAAUGGCAGAUACGUAUUGCCGCCGGCGAGCCAUUGCCCCUAACACAAGAACAAAUUAUACGCAAGGGUCAUGCUUUUGAGGCACGUAUUUAUGCUGAAAAUCCCCGGGGAGGUUUCUUGCCUGGUGCCGGUCCUCUACGUUAUUUGGCCACACCUCAACCCAGUGAGGGAUUUGUGCGUGUAGAAACUGGUGUUAGGGAGGGAGAUGAGGUGUCGGUGCAUUAUGAUCCCAUGAUUGCUAAAUUGGUAGUAUGGGGUGAGAACAGAACUCAGGCUCUAAACAGUUUAAUAGCUCGUUUAAGUGAAUAUCAUAUUACUGGUUUGGAAACCAAUAUCAAUUUCCUUAUUGACUUGGCCAGCCAUCCUGAAUUCCAAGCUGCUAAUGUGCACACCGGUUUUAUUGAUCAACAUUUCGACACCUUAUUCCCGGCUUUGGAAGUCCAUGAUGAUGAUUUAUGCAAGGCAGCCUUAUCCUUAGUUUUCAAUGAAUUCCAAGCUUCCCAAAUCAACAGCAUUAACAAAAGCGAUCCCUUUACCGCCUCCCCUAAUUUGCGCUUGAACUAUGACCUAGUAAGACAAUAUCAAUUGAAGGCCAACGAUAAACUAUACAAUGUUUCUUUGAAAUACGGCAAUGACUCGAAUAUACAAAUCAAAAUCGAUAAUGGUAACUGGUGCGAGGUUAAAGCCGAUCGCAUUAUGGAUGGUGAACGUUUGAAAAUUAGAUCCAACAUUGCCAACAAUAUUUCCACCUACAAUGCCCACAUUGAUGAAUCGGAAAUUACGAUUUUCCUAGAAAAUGGCAAACAGACUUUUGAAUUGGUACAACCAAAAUUCCUGAAUGCUGCUGCCGAUCAAAUGGGCAGUGCUGGCUCAAAGGUAAUUGCUCCCAUGCCUGGUGUUUUGGAAAAGGUUUUAGUUAAACCUGGCGAUCAGGUUAAGAAGGGCGACAGUUUGGCUGUUUUAAUUGCCAUGAAAAUGGAACAUAUUUUGAAGGCUCCCAAGGAUGCUGUGAUCAAAUCAAUUGGCGGUACCGUGGGCUCAAAUGUGGCCAAGGGUUCUGCAGUUAUUACUUUUGAAGAGGAGGAGGAAGCUGAAAAGGCAGACAACUAAGUUGUUGCUGCUGAUGUUUAGAGUGUGAAGAACUACUUAGUACCAGAAGAAAAUGUUGCAUUUAUUUUUUGUUUUCUUUGGAAACAUUAUUUUGUAUAGUUAUAAUGGGAAAUAUUGCAUUUAUUAUAUAUAUAAUUAAGGCUUAAAGCUAAACUGUUAAUACUAAUUUGUUAAAAGAAUAAAAUUUAUCCAUAUCAAGUACAAAUAAUUCA